CACGAAUGAGAACUUAUGCCUUAAUUCGCGAAAAUAGUGUGGAUACAAAUUGUGCCGCCGCUGAUUGUGACGCAGCGUGUGUAACCUGGUAGUUUUCUCGUACUUGACCGCCACGAAAAUCUUCUGUGACCAAAAUUAUCCUAAAAACGAGGUACUGCGUAAAAUUUGAAACACAUAUCAAAAUGGGAACAACGAACGCACAAACCAAUUCGGGACACGCACACGAUGAGACUCACUCGAGAGGAAGUUCAAUCGACACAUUCUUCGCCGAAACGGUGAUCUUUGUAACGGGUGCCACUGGUUUCUUAGGGAAAGCCCUCCUGGAGAAGCUGCUGCGCUCGUGUCCUCGUGUGGCUACAAUUUUCGUUUUAAUCCGUCCAAAAAGAAGUCAGUCUAUCGAAGAACGCUUCAGGGAACUACUGGAAAAUCCUGUUUUCGAUAGAAUACGAUCGGAAAUUCCUGGCGCCUUAAAUAAGAUCUUCCCCGUUAAGGGCGACGUGGGCAUGCCGGAACUGGGACUUCAGCCCGAAGACAAGGAUAUGUUAAUACAGCGAGUUAACAUUGUUUUUCAUAGUGCAGCCACCGUGCGUUUUAAUGAGCCGUUGAAAGUGGCCGUUAAUCUAAACACAAGAGGCACUGAACGUAUGCUAGACUUGUGUAGGCACAUGACGAACCUUAUUAGCGUCAUUCACGUUAGCACGGCCUACAGUAACGCCGAUCGACAAGAAAUUGAGGAAUCGAUAUAUAUCACGGAGAUAAAGCCGUACACAGUAAUCGAUAUGUGCGAAAAUUUGGAUGACGAAACGAUAGGAAUAAUAGAGAAGAGAUUAAUCGGUAAUCAUCCAAAUACUUAUACGUUGACCAAAGGUUUGGCAGAGCAGAUUGUGCUGUCCAAGGGAAGCGAUUUACCAAUCGCGAUCGUACGACCGAGUAUAGUUUGCGCAGCGUAUCAAGAACCAUUUCCAGGAUGGGUAGAUAAUGUUUACGGUAUUACAGGUAUAAUGACAGAGAUAGGUAGAGGUACUAUUAGGAGCAUCAUAUGCAACGCAAAUUUAGUAGUAGACGUUGUACCUGUCGAUUUUGUUGUCGAUACAUUAAUAUGCGCGUCUUGGUAUAACGCUACGCAACGUUCCGAUACGAUAAAGAUUUAUAAUUGUACCAGCAGCUCAUUGCAUCCAAUCACAUGGCGUGAAUUCGGACAUCUUACGAGGAAGCACGCUAUAGAAUCUCCAUCGAAAUACGUCAUGUGGUAUCCAGACUUUACGUUUAGAACAAACAAAUUCAUUCACACUAUCAUGGUAGCUAUGUUGCACUUCUUACCUGCAUUCAUCGUAGAUCUUAUAUUAAGGGUCCAAGGUUAUAAACCUAUAAUGAUGAAAAUCGCCAAACGUUUCGAGCGCGCCGCUAAAACUGGAGAGUUCUUCACGAUGAACGAAUGGAAAUUCUGUGCUGAUAACAUGACGAAGUUAGUGAAAUUUGUAAGAGCGUCGGGUGAUUGUGACGAUUUCAACGUAGAUAUCAAAAGUUUAGAUUGGGAUACGUACUUACAUCAAUACAUAUUAGGAAUUAGAAAAUAUAUUUUGAAAGACAAUUCAGAUACGUUAAAUAAUGCCCGAAAUCGUUUAUCGAAAUUGUAUUGGAUGCAUAAAUUAACCAAAGUAUUCAGUAUAUUCAUGUUAUUAGGAAUGAUCAAGUGUGCCGGUCGGUCAUCGAGAAAUUAUACGGAAGCUUUUGGAUCGCAAUUCUAGGAACACUGUAAAAAUAUUAUGGAAAAUAUUUUAGGAAAGAGGAACAUAUAACUUUGUAGUACUAAACUGUUGUCAAGUAACUAAUUUACUAAUUAAAUCAGAUAUUAAUGGGAAGGAGAGGAGGAAAGAAAGGAAAGGUAGUUCAAGAAAUAUAAUUUUGAAAAGCGUAAAUGUAGAAUGAUUGUAAAUACUAUAAAAUCUUUGUUUAAAACAUUUUCUCACAUAUCUCUCACAUAUUUUGUACGAUAAUUAUUAAGUUAGCUUCUUAAAGAUCCUACAAUUGACACGUACAAAAAAUGUUAUGUUUCUUAUUUUGUGUUAUUCUAUCAAGAUAUACAUAUACA
Molecule: messenger RNA, 2092 nt
Organism: Camponotus floridanus (Florida carpenter ant)
Lineage: Eukaryota; Metazoa; Arthropoda; Insecta; Hymenoptera; Formicidae
Product: putative fatty acyl-CoA reductase CG5065
Exons: 8
Coding region: 183-1748 (521 amino acids)
Biological process (GO): long-chain fatty-acyl-CoA metabolic process
Cellular component (GO): peroxisome
Molecular function (GO): alcohol-forming very long-chain fatty acyl-CoA reductase (NADP+) activity
Source: RefSeq, a predicted model, not a curated record